UCCAAAGUCUGUGCGGACGGAUGAAAUGUAGGAAAUCUGUUUCUGGCAGGGUUUUAUUAAAAAAAAGGGAAAAAAGGAACAGGUUUCCCAAAGAGAGAGAGCUGCGAAGUAUGAAGAGUGGCAGGAAGGCGGCUCCUGCUCUUGCUCUUGCUCUUGCUCUUGCUGCUGCUGCUGCUGCUCUUGGCCAAAGAGAGAGGAAGAAAGCCCGACGGAGCGGAGAGGAGUGCGCUGGGGACUUUGCCCGCGGAGAGAGCGAGUGAGUGAGUAGCACCAGCGGUUAAAGGAUGUGCACUACCUUGAGCCCGAAGGCCCGAGGCCCUGGCCUCUCCGAUAUGCACCAGUAUAGCCAGUGGCUGGCCAGCAGACAUGAGGCUAAUUUGUUACCAAUGAAGGAGGAUUUGGCUCUAUGGCUGACAAACCUGCUUGGAAAAGAAAUAACAGCUGAAACCUUCAUGGAGAAAUUGGAUAAUGGUGCUUUGCUCUGUCGGCUAGCAGAGACUUUACAGGAGAAAUUUAAAGAAAACUGCAUCGAGGUGAACAAAUUUGGAAAGAUGAUGCCAGUGAGAAAAAUCCCCUGUAAAGCCAAUGCACCAUCUGGAUCUUUUUUUGCACGGGACAAUACUGCUAAUUUCUUAUCCUGGUGCAGAGAUGUGGGAGUGGAUGAUACUUGUCUGUUUGAGUCGGAAGGUUUGGUCCUUCACAAGCAACCCAGAGAAGUGUGCCUUUGUUUGCUUGAACUUGGAAGGAUUGCUGCCAGGUUUGGUGUGGAACCUCCUGGGUUAAUCAAACUGGAGAAAGAGAUUGAACAAGAAGAAACACUUUCAACCCCUCUUCCAUCUCCUUCACCCACUCCAUCAAAGUCACCUGGUAAAAAGAGUACAGGAAAGCUCUUGGACGAUGCGGUGAAGCAUAUUUCUGAGGAUCCUCCUUGUAAAUGUCCUAGCAAAUUUUGCGUAGAGCGCCUUUCACAAGGAAGAUACAGAGUUGGAGAGAAGAUCCUUUUUAUCAGGAUGCUGCACAACAAGCACGUGAUGGUCCGUGUAGGAGGAGGAUGGGAGACAUUUGCAGGGUACUUGCUGAAACAUGACCCAUGCCGAAUGCUGCAGAUCUCGCGGGUGGAUGGGAAAACAUCACCAAUCCAGAACAAGUCUCCGACCAUCAAGGACAUGAAUCCAGACAGUUACUUAGUUGUUUCUGCCCAUUACAAAUCCAAAAGGGAGAUUAAAUGAAAAGUUUCUCUUCUCAUUUCAUUGGGGACUGUGUAUGUAUAGGCCCACACUAUCUUCUCAAGUGUAGUGAAAUUAGUUUCAAAGGACUUGUGAAAAUUACAUGCAGACUGGAAAUGACAGCCCAUUUUUGUGGACUGUUGAACUGUAGAGCUAUUUAUUUCUAGUACUGUAUCAUUUUUUAUAGCAAGUUACUCUUGAUAGGUUAAGUACUACAAUCAGAUAAAAAUCGACAUAUAUUUUUAGCCAAAUUAUUACUCUAUGAAUGUAUUCUUAGAAUGACUUAAACAAUAUGACUCACAUUCAAGUAAUAAAAUGUGAUAUAUUUGUAUGAAAAAUAUAUAUGAUUUCCAACAAUUUGCCCCAGUCCAGAGUUCUAUGUAGCUCAGUGGCAGAGUAUACCCUUUGUAUGCAUAAACUCUCAGAUGUGCUUCCAAUUUCUGAAUGUAGAAGGUAGUGGAUCAGAGCUUGGAAGACUGAUUUUUUUUUUUUUAUUACAGCUCCUCUAGGUAUUUUUCUUUAGUUGUCUAGAAAGUAAUUUUUACAAGCUGUGAGUAAGGAAGCUUUCUUCCUAAGUGCCUGAGAUGGAGUAAAUGGUUAGAUUAACCAAUACUUGGCUUCUCUCAUCUGAUAUAUAACUCUUUCAUUGUUUCAACAUCCAGGGAGUUCCCAUCCUUGAUUUUCUCAUGUAUUAUUUUUUGGUCUCCUCAUUGAGUCUCUUCAUUGAAAUGAAUGGAUCUUCUUUUAUAGUUGGAAGAUUUCUUUUCCUGCUUGCAACAAUCACUCAAAAAUUGCUUGACCAGGUGACAGUUUCUUUACUAUAUGAGAUGACAAGCAAGCAUACUGGACGCCAUCUGAAGGAAGAUACCUGCAUUAAUGUCAAAAUUCCUUCUUUUAUAGGUAGUGCUAAUCAGUAUAAGGAAAAAAAACAUGCAUUAGUUGUGGCAUAUAGAACAAACUAACAAAAACCUCUAAUACAGAAUUAAAAAGUUGGCAGUGCUAGUGAAAACAACAUUAAGAAAAAAAAUCUGUUUCAGUUUUAGGUGGACAAGCAGUAAUAGGAACAAGUGUUAAGGUCAUUUUCACCCUUAUAUUUCAUAAUCCUUUGGUAGCCAAUCCAUAUGCCCAAUCCCAGAGGGAUUGUAAAAGUAACAAAGUAUUCCUAUGUUCCAUAUGUUAAAGGAAAAUGUGGAGUACUGUACAGUAAUGCCUUUUAUUUGGAAGUUGUAUCUGUAUUUUGAAAUUGGCACAAAAGGUGACAUGAGCUUUCAAAGCUGAUCUCUUGCUUUCUGCAUGUGUGUCUCUUCCUUGCCACAGUUCAUGAGCUGUUGAGGCACUUUUACACUCUAAAUCAUCUUUCUCAAAUUGUGUUCUGUUUUGUAUGGGGACAAAAAAUCCAGAUGCCUGUAUCAUAUCUGAUUCCACCCCCACCCCUCAGAGCAAAUAAUAGUUAUAAAAGAGAAUAAACUAUGGCUCGGUCCAGACGGACGUGAAAGGACACCCUUGUCAUAUGUGAGGGGCAAUGCUUCUAGACGCCUUGCCCCUCACACAUGACGAGGGCAUCAAAAUGGCGGUGUCCUGUACAGAUGGGUGCCACCAUCGUUACA
Sceloporus undulatus (fence lizard) is the source of this 2833-nucleotide messenger RNA. It is a transcript of the gene GAS2, whose product is annotated as growth arrest specific 2. The record is from RefSeq and is a predicted model, not a curated record. Gene Ontology annotation, cellular component: actin filament. The transcript has 8 exons. Gene Ontology annotation, molecular function: actin filament binding; cytoskeletal adaptor activity; microtubule binding. Bases 285 to 1229 code for a protein of 314 amino acids. Gene Ontology annotation, biological process: actin crosslink formation. Lineage: Eukaryota; Metazoa; Chordata; Lepidosauria; Squamata; Phrynosomatidae.